Messenger RNA from Exophiala viscosa, 3175 nucleotides. Its product is annotated as mannosyl-oligosaccharide alpha-1,2-mannosidase. Gene Ontology annotation, biological process: mannose trimming involved in glycoprotein ERAD pathway; carbohydrate metabolic process. Gene Ontology annotation, molecular function: mannosyl-oligosaccharide 1,2-alpha-mannosidase activity; calcium ion binding. Lineage: Eukaryota; Fungi; Ascomycota; Eurotiomycetes; Chaetothyriales; Herpotrichiellaceae. Bases 113 to 2755 code for a protein of 880 amino acids. Gene Ontology annotation, cellular component: membrane; endoplasmic reticulum. The transcript has 2 exons. The record is from RefSeq and is a predicted model, not a curated record.
GUCUCCUGAGUCGCCGCCAUCUCCUUGCGCAGUCUCAUGUCAAAUGCAGUCCCAGGCACCAUAUUUGGACUGAUGUGGCUCGCGUGCCCUUCAACACUCCCAUAACGCCAAUAUGUUCCGCGUACGCCGCUAUCGCAUCUUCCUCGUGGUUGCCCUCGUCCUCGUCGGCACAGUCUAUCAUCUCACUCGAGUCAACAAGUGGGAUGGUACGACCUUGGAAGGUCUCAUGCGAUUCAGACCUGAUGCGGGUAAAACCCCCAUCUCAGACUCUGCUGCCCCGCCAGAGCCUAUCAGCCCGCCCUCUGUCAACAGCGACGCUCUCCCUCCGGAGAUCAAGACGGCCCCUGCUGUCGCUGCACCUGUCGAUUCUCAGUCCGCCGCAGUCUCAAACACCCCUGUUACGACCGCACCACUAUCCUCUUCUGCCCCCGAAUCCAAGACCACCCUGACAGGAGAUGAGCUCUUAGUCAAGCAAACGAACAUAGAGGAGGAUUUUGGUGAGCGUGGUCAAGGCCGAUAUGAAGUGAAACAACGGCCGGAUACUCAGUCCAAAGCAUAUUGGAGCCAGCAACCGGAACACUUCCCAGUGCCGACACAAAGCCUGAUCACUCUACCGACUGGGCAACCCAAAACCUUGCCCAAGAUUCAGUAUGAUUUCGGGCGGGAGUCAUCAGCAGCGAAGACUGAUCGCCAACGGAAGCAGUCAGCGAUUCGGUUGGCUUUCAAACAUGCCUGGAAUGGAUACAGAAAUCAUUCGAUGCCUCAUGAUGAACUAAUGCCUAUAUCAAAAGGCUCUGCAGACCCUUUCAACGGGUGGGGUGCAACGUUGGUAGACUCGUUGGAUACGCUUUGGAUCGUGGGUCUGCGUGACGACUUUGAGGAAGCUGUCGACGCCGUGGCCGAGAUCGACUUCAAGACAUCUGCCAGAAAGGAUAUCCCCCUUUUCGAGACAACGAUACGCUACCUUGGCGGUCUAAUCGCAGCAUACGAUGUUAGCGCCGGAAAGUAUCGCAUACUGCUUGACAAGGCAGUUGAGCUCGCUGAAGUCCUCAUGGGUGCCUUUGACACGCCGAACAGAAUGCCUAUCGGUUACUAUAAUUGGGCGCCAUCAUAUGCUUCACAACCACAUAGAGCUGGCACUCAUACUGUCAUGUCUGAACUGGGAUCGCUUGCGAUGGAGUUCACAAGGCUGGCCCAGAUCACUAAGGAGCAGAAAUACUACGAUGCAAUAGCACGCGUCACCAACGCUCUCGAAAAGUGGCAGAUGCAGACGGAAAUCCCGGGACUGUGGCCCUUGAGAUUGGAUGCCUCGGGAUGUAAGAAACCAGAGGUAGUCCGCACCGUCGGCACCGAGUCUCUGUCAAUUCCUGUACUUUCGGACGAGCUUGAAGCAGACGCCCUUGUCAAGUCCCCAGCUGGUAGCGGAGAGAUAGGAGACAACUCGAAAGAGUCCAGCACAUUGCGAGAACGGCAAGUUCAGGUAGAACCAGUCCAGAAGGAGGAGCCUAGCGAAGACGAGGCACAGCCGAUUGACGGAGGAGACGAGCCACUUCUCGUGACGAACACAGAAUGGGCGGAGGACUAUGACAGUGUCGACUGUGCUCCUCAGGCUCUCAACUAUGAGCCGCAUUCACUCGUCCACGCAUACGGGAUUGGAGCAAUGGCCGACUCCACUUAUGAGUAUUUCCCCAAGAUGCAUGCGCUGCUAGGAGGUCUCAGUCCACAAUAUGAGUCUAUGUAUCUGGACUCCAUGGAUGCUGUGCGUCGGGAACUGCUCUUCCGACCCAUGACUAAGGAGAACAACGACAUUCUUUUCGCUGCCAAGCAGGACAUAGCACCAUUGGCAACGGAGUCAUCGGAGAAGAAAUCGACGGUCUAUGAGGGGACUCAUCUGGGUUGUUUCGCGGGCGGCAUGGUUGCCCUGGGUGCCAAGAUGUUUGAUAUCUCUGGCGAUAUGAGUAUUGCCGAAAAGCUCACGGAUGGCUGCGUAUGGGCUUAUGCGUCGACACCUAUAGGUGUGAUGCCGGAGGCUUUUCAGUUGGUACCUUGCGACAGUCUCACUGCUUGCACGUGGAACGAGACCAAAUGGCACGAAGCUCUCGAUCCAAACCGUGAGCAACGGAUUGCGGCGGUCAAGGCGUACAAUCUCUAUCAGCAAAGGUUACAUGAGGAGAUGCUGGAUGAGGUGGAAAGCUCGACAGAUGACUCAUCUCCUUCACAUGUGACUUCAGAUCCUAGCAUGGGGAAGAGAGACGGAGUAUCAUUUAGCCAUGACGAUGGACAACUUUCCAAGCCUUCCUCGUCGGAUACCGACUCCAGUCUCGAAUCGGAGCAGAUGAAACCGCCGGAAUACGUGCCACGAGUACCACUCUCUCACGAGAAAUAUGUUGCUGCCAGGAUCAUGGAGGAAAGAUUGCCGCCAGGAUAUACAAGAAUCAGCGGCCGCUACUAUACACUUCGACCUGAAGCCAUUGAGUCGGUAUGGUAUAUGUAUCGAAUCACUGGUGACGAGUCAUGGAGAGAAAAGGGAUGGAACAUGUUUGACGCAGUGGACAGGGCCACCAAAACAGAGAUUGGCAAUGCCGCCAUCACGGACGUGACGAGCCAGCUGAACGAGCAUGAAGAUUCCAUGGAGUCUUUCUGGUUGGCCGAGACAUUGAAGUAUUUUUAUCUGUUGUUCAGCGAGCCUGAUUUGAUCAGUUUGGACGACUAUGUUUUGAAUACCGAAGCGCAUCCAUUCAGACGACCGACAUGAUGUUGGCAGUCGCCUGUAUCAAGGGCUUGCUAGACUUCGACGUGGCCAAAUUCUUGAUAGGAAGCGUUGGUACCACAGGGUAUAAGUACGUGGUAUAAUGGUAUUAUCCGUUGUCAAGGACGAAUGACGCACUGUAUUAGUGAUCCUGGGGGCAUCGCUCUCGCGCGCCUCGAUAUGUACUCUGUAUGCCUUGACGAAGGAUGAGCAGGCCUUCUGAUCCGCAUUGGGUGCACUUGUAUCAAUACAAUUCCAUGAUAUUCAUUAUCAAAUGGCUAUGCUGCUCAAGAACUGUUUAUAUAGAUAGGAGAGGUGGUGAUUCAGUGUGUGCUGAAUGCUGGUUGUUAGUUGCUAUGAGGACUUCCACUCCACUGCACGUGCCUGGAAAGAGGAAUCGAUCCGCGUAUACUUUGCGGCAAGUCC